This is a messenger RNA of Wallemia mellicola CBS 633.66, 2238 nucleotides long. Its product is annotated as P-loop containing nucleoside triphosphate hydrolase protein. The transcript is spliced from 4 exons. The record is from RefSeq and is a predicted model, not a curated record. Gene Ontology annotation, molecular function: helicase activity; RNA binding. NCBI's taxonomy places the organism in Eukaryota, Fungi, Basidiomycota, Wallemiomycetes, Wallemiales, Wallemiaceae. Bases 1 to 2238 code for a protein of 745 amino acids.
AUGGCGACACUCAAGCCACCAACAGAUAAAGCGUUAAGAAGAUGGGUGAGCACAGAUACCCUACACUCAGCUCGAUAUUCCUGGCCAUUCCUAGCGAAGCCAAAAUCUAGUAGUAAUUUGCACGCCAUACAAACAUUGAAGUUAGGCAGUAGAGAUAGCGUUCACCAGGAAUCGACCGUAGAUAAUAAGCAAACUAUUGCAUCUACAUCUAGGAGAAAUCCCCGUAAGAAGUUUAUCAAACCAGGACAGGCGUUAUACAAACCAGUGAACGAUUAUGUCAAGAAAUUCACAGAUCUUGUAAAAUUAGAGCAGCAAGCGAGUGAGAUCAAAUGGAAUACAAGGCUACUAGAAUGGCCAAUCGAGAGACUCAAACAGGAAGGAUAUUGCAUCACAGAUUUAAGUGGUUACUAUACAAAGAGAAUGUUUGGCAAGCAUAGCGCAAUAUUCCAAUUACAACCAGGUGAACAACUACCAUCUCAUCGAUUUAGAAAGGGUGAUAUCGUUAAACUUAGUUUGAUGAACAAUGAGACGGAAAAGUGGUCUGCAACAAUAGAAUCGUCAAGCUCUACGCAACUACAACUGCUAUUUGAAAGAAAGGUGCCAAUCAAUACUGAAGAUAGAUUUAGAAUUGACUAUACUCUGAACGAUGUUUCUUAUAGACGAUCACUGGAUGCCUUAGAAUGCUUGCACUUGGACCCAGUUGAACAAGCCAGCUCGUCUGAUAAUGCACUCAAGGGAACGCAUUUGCGUGACCUUUUGAUAGAGGGUUCUACCAACUACGAUGGCAUUUUUGCAAACGACUGUUGGAUCAGAAGCUGGGCAUCUAGGUAUUCAAAACCCAAUCCAAUCAGAGUCGAAGGUGAUCCUAUAUUAAACUUAAAUCCAAGACAAGUGCAAGCUGUAGCAUUGAUGAUUGGCAAUCGAGCUAGCCUUAUACAAGGACCGCCAGGUACCGGUAAAACUGCAACAAUAUCCAAUAGCAUUAACUUAAUGAAGAAAUACUUCAAAAUACCACAUCCUAUAUUAAUUGCUGCACACACUAACGUAGCUACCGAUAAUAUUGCAUCUAUCCUUUCCAAAACAGACCUGAAGAUUACCAGACUCGGACAUAUCAGUAGAAUUGCACCUGAAUUACAUAAGGAUACCUUGGUGGCUCAAGUGGAGGCUCAUCCUCAAUAUCGAGAGGUAAAGCACGCACGUAUCAAAAGCGAAGGGUUGUUUAAGAAGGCCUACAGCAUGACUGGAUUGCUAAGAGAGCAACUCAACGAGGAAGCUCGCAAGCAACGUAGGGAGGCGACCAGAAUAACUAAAGAAAUACAAGACAAGAUAAUAAAGUCAGCCGAUGUCGUUUGUGCAACUUGUUUAGGCGGAAAUCCACGCGACCUUACGGGUAUUGAUUUCCCGAUUGUUUUCAUUGAUGAAGGAAGUCAAGCGACUGAACCAACAACUCUUAUACCGUUAAUGAAAGGUUGUUCUCAUAUGUCAAUAAUUGGAGAUCACAAACAACUCGCACCAAUUAUUACUUCUGAGGAGGCUUCACGACAGGACGUACAAUAUCGUAUGCAUCCUGAUCUCAGUGAGAUCCCUAACAAUAUUUUCUAUAAUAGUCAGUUGAUUGAUGGCUGUAGAAGUAGUAAUGGUACCCUAUUGAGUGGGUAUACACCACCACAUUCUUCUUUCACGCGGAAGGACUCAGCAUUGGCUUUUGUAAAUCACGAUCAUUCAGAAACUAAAGAUGGAGAGUCAACGAUGAACGAAGGCGAGGCACAAGUGAUUAUGACAAUUAUUGCGGAUCUGUUUGAGAAGAACGAAGAUCUAAAAGGAACCGAUAUAGGUAUUGUUAGUCCUUAUAUAGCCCAAACGAUAGAACUAUUACGUUUAAUAAACAGAGAUUAUUAUUGGAGGAGAAGAUUCGCCGAUAUAUUAGGUCCUCAACGCGUUCACGAGUUACGCCAAAUUGAAGUUAAAACAGUCGAUGGUUUCGAAGGAAGAGAAAAGCAAGUUAUUAUACUAUCACUCACUAGAUCUAAUGAAAUGGGCUCAAUUGGAUUCUUAGAUGAUCCACGUCGAGCAAAUGUCGGGCUAACACGUGCGAAGCGUUGUCUCAUGGUGGUUGGAAAUGCGCGUACUCUUGAAAAGGGCGUCGUCAAUAUGAGUAAAGAAACACAGCUAUGGAAGGAGCUGAUAUCGUUAUGUAAAUCCAAGUCAGCUUACGUUGAGCAUAGCAAUGUGUUGUAG